AUGCAAGUAGCAGAAAUCCUAUCAGACAUAAAUUCCCUCCGCGUCUGUGGCCACAAUGAGGCACUCGCCUUAGUCAAUGUGCAUAAAAAUAUCGCAAGCUCAGAAUCUGCCGAGGCUUCCAGCGCGUCAACUGAUAAAGAUGAUCUCCGUCGUGCAAAGGAGCUGGUUGAGUUACAUUACGAAGUUAAAGCACGCCACGCCAAUGGCACAGUGGAUGAGGAGCUGAGCCGUGCUCGCGAGGAUGUCCGACGUGUUCUAAGAGAGUUAUCGACUGUGUGA
This is a messenger RNA of Penicillium canescens, 279 nucleotides long. RefSeq lists its product as uncharacterized. The record is from RefSeq and is a predicted model, not a curated record. The transcript is spliced from 2 exons. The coding region runs from base 1 to 279 and encodes 92 amino acids. Lineage: Eukaryota; Fungi; Ascomycota; Eurotiomycetes; Eurotiales; Aspergillaceae.